AUGACAGCCUAUGGAUUGAACAAGAACGACCAGAUCGAAGAGCUGGUUAAAAAAGCAAAGUCUUUAAAAUCACUAGCUCUCAACAAAACGUCUCGACCACCACUGGAUAUGGUUCCUUAUCAACGACUUGCUUGGGUACUUGAUUCCAACUCAACGUCGAAACUCUCGUUAGUAUUACCAGGACUGAUCCAAGAUGCGGCUCACGUGUGGCAUCGUCGAUUGUGGCGCUCUAGCGUAUUCCAGCAAAGCCUGUAUCAGUUGGAGCCUUCCAUGCGUGAAGUGUCUAUUAAUAUUAGUGACGGCCCACAAAAUCUGUAUCAAAGUGUGGAGACAACAGUCUGCUUGAACUUAUUGUCCUUUGUCGAAAAGAUGUCAGCAGAGGCCUACGAAAAUGCAGUGAAACAACUGAAAUCUCUUAGAAGGUUUUUGGCGACGAACGUCAAUCUCAAGGAUAGAAAGGCUAUUGAAAUUAUCAUGCUCAUUUCAUCUGCAUAUCAGAUCCUUGAAGCGUCGCAACCUGUGCUUCAUCCUAUCUUCUAUAAAGAUCUACAUGAUGUAUUCGGCAGACUGAACAGAUUUAUCGACCAGCUUGCCCAGACCGAUCUAUAUUCCAGAGCAUCGGCUAUUGAUUACGACGAUGCACUUGCAACAUUCAAUGCGAUCAUAUCAACAUUACAGUCAGGAUCGUUGAACAAGUACUACGUUGACAUGAUUUUGUCGCUGACAGACGCCGUUCGCCAUUACAGAAGCAAGGAUGUGGGCUCAUUUUUCGCUUCCAUUGGCAAAGCACGUACUCUUCUUGGUCUUGCCUUUGUUACUGCGUAUGUCCCUGAUUAUCCUGUUGAUCCAACGGCCGAGCCUCGUUUGCGGGUAGACUUGCUGCGUCACCGCAAGGAUGCAAGCUUAAACAACAUCGACGUCCGCACGCACAUUGAAAAGAUUGCUACUGGCAACGACGUUAACGUAACUAUCCAAGAACAGCAGGGACUUGUCGAUCGUAUUGAAACCGAAUUAUCCGCAUCCUCGACCACAUUCUCGCUUCGGCCUCAAAAAUCGCAGCUCGAUGAUAUUUUUGUUGACCUUGCGUCGUUGCAGAAGCAUCUCCUUGCCAGUAACACUGAAUCAUUGAUUGAAGCACUUACGGAAAACACCAAUGACAACAAAGCGAUGGCGGUUCAGCGUGAACGACUGUUGCAAGGCAAUGUGAUCCAGUUUAUUGACCGUAUCCACGCCAAAUACCCAAUGUAUCGUGAUAUCUUGCAGCCUCUGCUUGUAGCCGUUGAUGAUGUCAAGUACGGCUUGCGUUUGAUGGUGUCAACGCACCAAAAUGACCGUGCUGAUGCCUACCUGAGUGAAGUUGUGUCAUUGUUUAUCCGCAACCCAUCAUUAAGCGCCCAGCCUCUGGAUCUCGACUGGCAUAUGCUGACUGAAUCGAUUCACCUCGCAAAACUCAAGGCUAUCGUAUUCGAACGUGCGCCGACUUCACGUAAAUGGGCGUUCUAUCUCAGCAUCUUGGUCACGGUUCUGCAACGUCUCGUUAUGGCGGUCGAUUUACAUGGCUAUCUUUCUGAACAAGACUUGGCGGCCAUUAACAGUAUCUUUGCUGAAAUUGUUCAAGUUUGGAAGGCUGCUCAAGAAUACAAACGCGAAAAGGAAGCAGAAAAGGAGCAGAUGUACAAGACGCGCACGAAGAAGUACGAACCCGUAACAGAAGAAGAACAAGAGGAGGAAGAUAAGAAGAAGCUCUUUGCCGACUUUAACGAAUCGUUUGCUGAUCUUGAAGAAAGCGAUGAUGCACCACCUAGCGGUGCGACUGCGCCAAAGGUCGAGGAAGAAUCUGUGUUGGAUGACAGCGAUGUCCAGCGUAUCGGUGAAUUGCACAAGUACAUUUUUGAUACAUUCCGCGUCGAUACAUGCCAAAAGCGUGAUACCAGCAAGAACCAUGACCGUGAAUUGCUUCGCUCAUAUGCCAUUGCAGCCCAAUUGGCAUCAAUGUCUACGUCCGCCUUUGGUGACUCGAUUGAUAUUCGGUGUAACGCCGGUCAUUUGCAAGCUACUGCAUUAUCUUUGCAACGCCUGGAAGCCACAAACUCGUUUAGCAAAACCAGCGACGCCUUGUAUGACUUUUACACCAGCGAAAACGUCGCCGAAGCAAAGAAGGUGCAUCCUGUCGUUCAGCGAUUCAAGGCACGUGUUGAACAAAUCCAACAAGAGUGGCCAGAUCACGCAGUCUUGCAGCAACUUGUUGUUAUUUGCGACCGACUCCUCAGCUUUUCUAUCGUAUCCCCUGUCGCCAAGUUUUUGACCGGUAUCGAGUUGUUGCUACAGAAAUCCGAGGAUUGGGAAGCCUAUGCCGCCAAACACGUUUCUUUAAGCGCACAACGUGAAGAGUUGAUCCAACUGAUUGUGCAAUGGCGUCAGCUCGAACUGAACUGCUGGCCGACGCUUCUAGCAGCCCAGGAACAAUACAGCCAAAAUGCGGCAUAUACCUGGUGGUUCCAUUUGUUUGAUACCGUCAACAACACUGCAUUCAACGAUUCGACCAAGCAAAGCGAGCUCAUCGGUGCUUUGGAUCACUUCUUCCAGACCUGUUCUUUGAUUGAAUUUGAACCUAGACUCAAGAUGCUGAACAGCUUUGCAUGCCAAGCUCGAGUGCAAGCUGAAUUGAGCAACGCUGUAGACCAGUGGAGUGCAUUAACGUUAUUGAAGAACGUGUGUGCCUACUACAGCCAGUUCUUAGGCCACGUCCAAUUGAUGCUCUCCCAGCUACGCAAGCCGAUUGAAAAGGAUCUCAAAGAAUCCGUCAAGAUUGCUACUUGGAAGGAUGUCAAUAUCCAUGCUCUACGUCAAAGCGCACACAAGACGCACAAGCAGCUUCACAAGUGUAUCCGCAAAUAUCGCGAGGCCCUUGGCACAUCCAUGCUCACGGCUAUUGCAAACUAUAAUCAGGAGCACGCCAUGUUCCAAUAUGGUGACGAGAAACGUUACAACGAUCAGAACAAGAACUUUAUAGACCAAUUGAGUCAGCCGAAUAUGUGGAUGCGCGAGACAACAGUCCCUGCUGCUGCGCUAAUGGUCCCAAUACCAUCUGAAGACGUCAAGCGUCACUUGCAGGAUCUUCCCGGCACGUUGAACAAGAUGCGUCGCUACUGCCGUGAUGAUGUGCUCAAAGCGGCCGUGGAUAUCCCACUGGAAGAUUUUAUGACCCAAGUCAUUGAGCAAAUCAAGUCGUACCAAAAGGAAACUCCAGCCAUGAUGACGGAUGAAAACAAGUCAUUAGUCAAGAAUCAGAAACUGCUGAAGAAGAAGGCACUGGUGGACUUCUUGAAAGAACUACGCCGUCUGGGUCUUAAGUCGCGUCCAGGCACUUUGGCUGCUCAGAAUGCGGAUACCACAUACCUGUUUAGUCAGCAUGUGGCUGCUCUUGAUACUGUUUUGCAGGAUCGUCAUUUGCAGAAGGCCAGACUGAACAGCUUCAGCAGUGGAUCCGAGGACAUGAUCCAAUUGUGGCAAAAGGCAAAUGAUUACUAUUACCGCAGCAUUGCACGGGUAUCGCAUCUGCGAAAACUUUGUACCACCGAAGUGAGCAAGGACUUGUCCCGUUUGGAGGUUGAACGCAGCAUGAGCGCUACAGAGCAUAUGUUUUCCCUGGUACACAAGGAGCGUACGUUGGCGACACGGUUUGAAGGACAAAUGCAAGUGCUCCAAAGCGCUGCAACUCAGCUGGCUGCGCUCUAUGACACUGCCACUAUGAACGUAUCGCGCGUGGAUCGAGUAUUGGACCAACAGUUGGUAGCUCACAAAAAAUGGGUGGAUGACCUGGUCGAUAUGAUUGGCAGUGCUGCUGCUACAGUUGCCAUUCAAGGUGAAUACAAUGGCCAGCAAACAGUGGUGUCAAUUCGACAACUGCAUGCUCAGUUGGUCAAGGUGCAGCACACAGUCGACCGUUGCUUUGUCCAGCGGUACCUUUCGGCUGUUCAUUUAUCGUCACCAGCACUCCUUACUGCUGAUAUCGAUGAAAUGAUCACCACUCACGAGUCAACAGUCAAGGCAACCAUCCGUCCGGCCUUUGAAAACAUCAUGGAACAAGCACCGCAAACGACGCACGUAGUGCAGGCGAUUCUUUCUCGUAUCGACCGCCCUGGUUCUGUCCAAUCUGUUCAAGGCGAGAUUGCGUCCAUGACAACUGUUGUGACACUUCGCGAUCAACUUUACUCCAUGAUUGACGCCAUCUUGGUCUCGGUACAAGAUUUGAAGAAGGCCAAGGCUGAGAGUCAGACUGCAGCCCUGAAGGCCAAGGAAACCGAAGACGAUGAUGAGUUGUCCAACAUGGGUGAGAACUACAUCCGUGACCAGCAUAGCGAGCAAUUCACCCUGACACAGGCGUUGCACAUGGAUACCGUUGCCAAGCGAUGCGUGUCAGCACUUGCGUCGGCCCAUGAAUUGCUAUGCACGGACCACGCACAAGAUACUCUGUGUCUGUUGCAGCAAUCUUAUCCAUUCGUCCAACAAUACAUGCUCAUCAUCCAACACACGCUCAGCCAGUUCUUGACACACCACAAGGCCAUGUCCAAGAUGACUUAUGCUUUGAUCAACUCGUUUACCAUUAUUAUCAGCAAAGGUUUCUGUAUGCCUGCUAAUGCGGAUGAAGAAGGCGAAGAAGGCGAGGCUGAUGGUACUACCAUGGGCACGGGUAUCGGCGAAGGUGAAGGCAACAAGGACGUUAGCGAAGAGAUUGAAGACGAAGAGCAAGUGCUUGGCACACAAAACGAAGAGCAGCGCAAGCAAGAAAAGUCUGAAACCAAGGAAGAAAAGAACGGCAUGGAGAUGGAGAACGACUUUGAAGGCGAGUUGGAAGACGUCGAGGAUGACCAAGACGAUCAGAAACAAGAUGAGGACGACGAUGAUGAAGAAGACGAAGAAGAAAUGGACGAUGAGAUUGGCGACGUCGAUGAUAUGGAUGCAGUCGAUGACAAGAUGUGGGGCGACGAUGAAGCACAUGACGAGCGCAAGGAUACUGACAAGACUGUGGACCAACAAGGUCAGCAGCAACAGCAAGAAUCCGACAUCGUUGCCAAGGAUGAGGAAGAAGGCGAGGAUCAGGAGCCACAAAGUAACGGUGAAAAGCCCGAACGCCAAGAGGAGUCUAGCACGACUGAUCAAAAGCAGGACGAUCAAGGCGAUGAAAACGAUGAACAAGGCGACGGUAGUGGUGACGAACAUGAAGAGGAGGCUGGUGAGGAUGAUGAUGGCACCGAGGAGAACCGAGCUGGCGAGCAGAUGAACGUCGAAGUGCCUGAGGCUGAGACAUUAGAAUUACCUGAGGAUUUGGACAUGGAUGCCAAUGACGAGGAACAAGAAGGUGGCCAAGACGAAGAAUUCUUUGAUCCAAUGGAUAUGGAUGAAGAAACGAAGGAUAAAGCUGAAGAAGAAAUGGGAGAAGAUGAUGGUGAAGAGUUCCACGAUCCAUUAGACCAUGUUGGUGAAGGCGAGCAAGAGCAGAACCAAGAAGACGAUGAGCUGGCAGAUGCAACGGCGCAAAUGCCUGAUCAAGAGCAAGAAGGGGAUGAAAACAAGGAAGAAGACCAAGAAGAACAGCAAGAAGAUAUGGCUGGCGAUAACGAACAGACAAAGGGCGGUCAGUUGGAUGAGGAUGAACAAGAGGAAGACGAAAAGGGCAAGUCGCAUAACCGUGAGCAUCCCAACGACGAGACCGAUGCUGCAGACAACCAGUUUGGUGUCCAAGGUCAGGCCGGCAAGAUGAGCUCUACCUCCAAGGGCAAACAGCAAGGCGAAGACGAGUCUGCUGAGGAUGAUGCACGAAAUGAAGAAGAACCUGCAGAGACCAAGGACCAACAAGGCAUGGCUGAACGUGGCACGAAUCAAGCCAAUGACGAACCAGACAAGGUCGAUGAAGAUGAAGAAACAUCUGCUGAAGCUAAAACUAACCCGCAGCGUAGCCUUGGUGAUGCUUUGGAAAGCUGGCGACGUCGUUUGGCCGAUGUAGCCGAUGCAGACGAGGACGAUGAAGAUGAAGAUGGCCAGCAAGACAAGAAGGACGUUCAAGACAGCCGUGAAGCUCAAGUGAAUGACGAUCAUGCUUUCGAAUAUGUCAAGAACGAUGACGAUGCACAUGAUAUGCAAACCAUGGGUAAUGCAGCUGUUGAUCAACUUCAAGAUAUCAACAUGGGUGCAAUGGAUGAAACAACACAAGACGAAGAAGCGCAAGCUGGCGAAAUGGAUCUAGAUGACGAGGAAAAGCAACAAGAUCAAGUUGAUACGAUGCCUUUGCCACAAGAAAGCAUAGGUGAAGUGCAAGGUGAUCAACGCGGCGCUAUUCUCAGCAAACGUCUACCUGAAUCAGAUCUUCCUGCAGAAGGCGAGGUAUUGACCAUGGAUGAAUCCUUGGUUGCCCAUGAGCCAUUGGAUCCAGAAGCUAUUGAGCGUAUGCGUCAAGAAUUAGAGACAACAGUAUCGGAAUGGCGUGAAGAAGGCCGUGAUAUCCAUCAAGCACGCGAUCUUUGGCAACGCUAUGAGAACUUGACACAUGACUUGGCCAUGGGCUUGUGCGAACAGCUGCGACUCAUCCUUGAACCGACUCUGGCAACAAAGCUCAGGGGAGACUAUCGUACAGGAAAACGACUCAAUAUGAAGAAGAUCAUUCCGUAUAUUGCGAGUCAGUUUAAGAAGGACAAGAUCUGGCUUCGACGUACCAAGCCUAGUAAACGUCAGUAUCAAGUCAUGAUCUCAGUCGACGACUCCAAGUCUAUGUCCGAGUCGCACUCUGUACAGCUGGCUUACGAGACGCUCUCAUUGAUUUCCAAGGCUUUGUCACAGCUCGAAGUCGGCGAUAUCUCCAUCACAUCAUUUGGUGAACGUAUUCGUCUCCUACAUCCAUUUGAUCAGCCGUUCACUGCCGAAGCCGGUGCUUCAGUCUUACAACAGUUUACCUUUGCACAACAAAAGACGCAUGUCAAGCAACUAAUUGAAUCAUCUUUGUCGUUGUUCGAGAACGCUCAAAACAGCUCAAGUGGUGAACUAUGGCAACUACAGCUUAUUAUUUCGGACGGUAUUUGCGACGACCACGAAACACUCAAGCAAUUAGUCCGACAAGCUAUGGACCAACAUGUCAUGCUGAUCUUUAUCGUUGUUGACAACAAGCCCGAAAACGAUUCGAUUUUGAAAAUGACGAACGUAAAGUACACUACUGUAAACGGCAAACUCACGUUACAAAUGCGACCGUAUUUGGAAACCUUCCCCUUCCAGUACUUUAUGGUACUCCGUGAUAUUAAUGCUCUUCCUGAAGCCCUCUCUGAUGCUCUGCGACAGUACUUUAGCUUUGUAUCUGCUUGA
Molecule: messenger RNA, 7353 nt
Organism: Zychaea mexicana
Lineage: Eukaryota; Fungi; Mucoromycota; Mucoromycetes; Mucorales; Lichtheimiaceae
Exons: 4
Coding region: 1-7353 (2450 amino acids)
Biological process (GO): rRNA processing; ribosomal large subunit assembly
Cellular component (GO): preribosome, large subunit precursor
Source: RefSeq, a predicted model, not a curated record